AUGGCGCUCCUCCUCCUCCUCCUCCUCGCCCUCCUCCUCCCGGCGCUGCUCCCCCCAGGCGCGGCGGAGCCGGAGGAGGCCGAAGGGCGCGCCGCCUUCUCGUGCCUGGCCGCGGCGCCCAGCCUGGCCUGGUACCUCGACGGCGAGAGCAACAGCUCCAGCGCGCCCGGGGCCACGCCGCGCCGCCUGCACCGCCGCCUCAACUGCUCGGCCCUCGACCCGGCCAGCGGCCGCCUGGCCCCGGUCCUCCUCCACGUGCACUUUAAGCCCGAGCUGGUGCAAGUGGAGGCCCGCGCGGCAGAGGGGGGGCCCCAGCGGCCCGGCCUCCUGCUGGUGCUCUUGGUCCUGGUGCGCGCCAGCCCCCCCGCCAGCAUCACCUGGGUGGACCCCGACGGCCGCCGCAUGGUCAACACCUCCCACUUCCUCAUCGUGGACGCCAAGACCUACCCCUGGCUGGCCGGCCACACCCUCGAGGUGCAGCUGCGGGGCUGGGCCCGCAACCUCUCCUCCCCCGACGACGACCCCGCAGGACUAGGCCUCAACGCCUCCCUGCUGCUGCCCGGCUUCCUGGACACCCACGUGGAGCUCCCCCUCCUCGCCCUGGUCAUCGGUGCCGCUGUGGCCCUGGCGCUCUUUGUGGGCCUGGGCACACUGGUCAGCUUUGUGGGAUACCAGAAAGGAAAGGUGGCUUCAGGACUCGCCCUGCCAGCCCAGCAGCCUCCCAGGGACUCCUCCAGCCAUGCAAAGCCACAGGGACCCCCCCGGCUGCCUCGAGCAAACAUGUCCCUCCCUUCCAACCUCCAGCUGAAUGACUUCCCGCCGGAGCCUCCGAGCAAAGCAGCCACGGUCCCAGCCGAAGGCGCCGAGGACGAGGAGGCGGCCCUUUCAGAGCCCGAGAAUAGUCUGGCCUUGGCAAACCGAGGCCUCAGCCGCUUCCCCAUGGUCGGGUACAUCUACCGAGCCUCAAGUGGCAGCAGCGAAGAGAUCUGGCUGUGAGGAGAGGGCUGCAGGGGAGGUGGCCAGCACAGACCGGGCCAAGACGCACCUGCGCUUGCACUUGGACAACGCUUCCCCUGCCUGGCCUCCAAGAGGAAAACCAGACAGGCCAGCUCCAAAGUUGGUCCCUCCAAGUUAUCUAUCCCCUCCAGGCAAUAUCCCCCCAACACCCCCCCACCAGCUGAGCCAAGGAACCAGCAGAACUCGUUCUCUUCCUCAGGCCAGGGGCACAUUUCCCCUCCCUCUCAGCAUGGCAGCUGAUUCUUUGUGCAUGGCUCCCUCUUUCUCACACAGCUGCUCAACCUGCACGUGUUUGGUGUUGGGGAAGUGGCUGCCAGGCUUACCAGCAUCAGAAAGGGACUAGCUAUGCCCUCCCUUAUGGAAUGGCCUGCCUGAGAGAGACAAGAAGGCUGCCCCUCUCCGGGCUUCCUGCAAAUGAGGCAAAACUGGAUUCUUCAGGAGGGCCUCCUUCUUGCACAGGUAAGAAGGCUGCACUGUACAAAAUGGCUCACAGAGUUACUUGAAUAAAUUUUUAGGGACUGUGAUGCUACAGUUUGGUGCAAGGGUUAAGUGUGUGAACUCUUAUCUGGGAGAACCGGGUUUGUUUCCCCACUCCUCCACUUGCACCUGCUGGAAUGGCCUUGGGUCAGCCAGAGCUCUGGCAGAGGUUGUCCUUGAAAGGGCAGCUGCUGUGAGAGCCCUCUCAGCCCCACCCAUCUCACAGGGUGUCUGUUGUGGGGGGGGGAGAUAUGGGAGAUUGUAAGCCGCUCUGAGUCUCUUAUUUUAAGAGAAGGGCAGGGUAUCAAUCUGCAAUUCUUCAGUUUAUAGCUUCUACUGAAAGCAGGAUCCUAUUAUGUAAUGUUUGCACUGCUUAAUUUGUCAUGCUGUGCUUCAGUCCUAUCUUUUCAGAUUUCUGGCUAGUUCUAGACUUCUGCAAUCAUUGAACAUCCCAUUUUGUUGAUUGUACCGAUUCAUUCUGUAAUCCACCUGUAAGGACCAUGGACUACAAAUAAAUUUUUAAAAGGCA
Heteronotia binoei (common prickly gecko) is the source of this 2023-nucleotide messenger RNA. RefSeq names its product transmembrane protein 25 (gene TMEM25). The record is from RefSeq and is a predicted model, not a curated record. Lineage: Eukaryota; Metazoa; Chordata; Lepidosauria; Squamata; Gekkonidae. The coding region runs from base 1 to 996 and encodes 331 amino acids. The transcript is spliced from 8 exons. Gene Ontology annotation, biological process: negative regulation of excitatory postsynaptic potential.